Molecule: messenger RNA, 2339 nt
Organism: Megalops cyprinoides (Indo-Pacific tarpon)
Lineage: Eukaryota; Metazoa; Chordata; Actinopteri; Elopiformes; Megalopidae
Gene: tox
Product: thymocyte selection-associated high mobility group box
Exons: 10
Coding region: 356-2014 (552 amino acids)
Biological process (GO): leukocyte differentiation; regulation of transcription by RNA polymerase II
Cellular component (GO): nucleus
Molecular function (GO): chromatin DNA binding
Source: RefSeq, a predicted model, not a curated record
AUUCGGACAAGGUUUUGGUGCGGUUUUACUCCCAAGGAAAAAAAAUAACUCACGCAAACAAACAGUUGUUAAGAAGAACACAGAGAUAAACGACAGUACUUGUCUUUCAUUUAUUGUCCUGAAAGCUUCUAACAUUGGUCGAGUUUGAGUUUUUUUUCCUCCUCAAAACCGCAAACGGAUGUGAGGCAAAGAGACGGUGGUUCUCCGCUGUAUUUCAGCAGUACUAAUACUCCAGUUUUUAACUUGCGCGCCGAUUUUUCUAGUUACCUGCUACAACUUCGACUAGCUGUAGGAUAACAGGAAUCCGAGAGAGAGAGAGAGCGAGAGAAAACAGGUGAUUGAUGUUUCUUCUGAAAUGGACGUAAGAUUUUAUCCUCCUCCACCUCAGCCUUCAUCAUCGACAGAUCCUUCCUGCUUGGGACCCUCACAUUGCCUGGACCCUUACUAUUGCAAUAAGUUUGACAGUGAAAACAUGUACAUGAGCAUGUCAGAGCCGAGCCAGGACUUUGUGCCAGCAAGCCAGUUCCGUGUGCCAGACAGCCCGAGCCAGCCGCAGCAAAACAUGAAACAGACAGGACACCACUGGAAAAGAGAGGUGCCAUCUCACAUGGACUGUCCUCGACUACCCUGGGUACAGUCUUACCCAGUGCCCAGUCUUGGUGAUGAAGACUUCAACAUUCCACCCAUCACCCCUCCCUCUCUGCCUGAACACGCGCUGGUCCACAUGCCUGAGUCAGACUCUGCAGGGUACCAUUCCCUCUGCCCCCCAAUGCCUCAGAAUGGAUUACACCCCUUCCACCCACAGAACAUGGACCUCCCUUCCAUCACAGUCUCCAACAUGUUGAGCCAAGAUGGAACCCUGCUCUCAAAUUCAUUGUCCAUGAUGCAAGAGAUGGCCAACUCUGAGACAUCCCGAUACAACAGUCAUCCGCAGAUGGAGGCUUUAAGGCCCAGGCUCCAGUCAGUCAUGAUGCCACACGGUCAGCUGACCACGAUCAACCAAUCCCAGCUCAGCGCUCAACUGGGAUUGAGCGGAAACAAUGUGCCCCAUAGUUCCCCUUCGCCUCCAGGAAGCAAGUCCGCAACACCCUCUCCCUCCAGUUCUGUACAUGAAGAUGAAGGAGAUGAGACCAUUAAGAUGAACGGGGCAGAGAAAAGGCCAGCCGCAGACAUGGGAAAGAAGCCUAAAACCCCAAAGAAGAAGAAGAAGAAGGACCCCAAUGAGCCGCAGAAGCCCGUCUCCGCCUACGCGCUCUUCUUCCGCGACACGCAGGCAGCCAUCAAGGGACAGAACCCCAACGCCACCUUUGGAGAAGUUUCUAAAAUUGUAGCCUCCAUGUGGGACGGCCUGGGCGAGGAACAGAAACAGUUAUACAAGAAGAAAACUGAAGCUGCUAAAAAGGAGUAUCUCAAACAGUUGGCAGCCUAUAGGGCAAGCUUGGUUUCUAAGAGUUACAGCGAGCCUGUUGACGUGAAAACAUCCCAGGCCUCGCAGAUGCUGGGCUCAAAGCAGCAGGUUUUCCCCGGGGCGGCGCAGACGCACUCGGGCCUCUAUAUGGGACACCCUUAUCACCAGCAGCCAGGCAUGAACCCCCACCUGCCCGCCAUGCACCCCGGCCUGCCCCGCAGCAUCGCCCCCAAGCCCAACGCCCAAAUGCCAGUGACUGUCUCCAUCUCCAACAUGGCGGCGUCACCCCCUCCCCCGCUCCAGAUCAGCCCGCCCCUGCACCAGCACCUCAGUCUCCAGCAGCAGCACCAGUCCAUCGCCAUGCAACAGCAGCUCGGCAACCACCAGCUCUCGCUCCACUCCCCGUCCAUGUCACAGGGUUUUCCUCUUCAAGCAGAAUUCCAGAACAUCCUAAACUGCACAUCCUCCACUGGCCAGGUGGUGUCACCAUCAAUGGAUUAUGUCCGUUCGGGCUGCAGGAAUCCCUCUGCACAGAGUGUGGACUGGAGCAAUGACUACUGCAGUAAUGGAAACAUGCAAAGAGACAAAGCUUUGUACCUCACCUGAUCAGGACCGAUGCUGUGCUGCAGAGCGCCUGAAAGUCUUUCAACCACCUUGACUGUGUUCGCAGGACUGAGGCAGUUUUUUUCAUCUCAACACAAAGCUGCAAAGCACUUACAACUCUGUAUUGUAUAUCUGAGCAUUUGGGGGGGCGGGGGGUCACCCAAACAGAAAGCAAAGACAAAUACAGUUAUUGUUUUUUAUUAUUUAAAAAGAUGGAAAUUACAACUUAAUGAAAAUACGAAUGGAAACAAUUUUGGACAACAUGGCUUUUAUCUUGAUUUUUGCUGUGGAGUUGCGCUAGUGAGCUGCCUUAGAAACUGUAGUCUAC